AUGACUGCCAACAAGCCGAUUUCGUCGAGGCAUCGUGUGGAUAUGGCCACUUUAUUCGAUGUUUUUUGCGAAGUUGGCGUCAAUGAACAGGAUGGUCUUGCUGUGAUAUUGACUAAAUAUCCAGAAGAUUACAAUGAUGAGACAGCCUUGAAAAGCGUGCGACAGUUCAGCUUUCCAUGUGGCCUCAAAGAGGUUGAUUCUGAAGCUGUACAACUUUUUUCUUUUGUUCUAACAGACUCACAAUCCCGGUAUACCUUCGGUUUCUGCCGCUUUACGCCGAGAAAUAAUACUUGUAUCUGCAUAUUAAGCGGGUUCUCAUGGCCAGGUGUUUUCUAUAAGAUUCUCAAUCAUGUGUCAUUGAUUAUGAAUAAAGGGACGCAAGAUGAUCUGGAUGCUAUUCUUACCAGAAUUUACCAUACAGACAUUCCCAAUACUGGAGAUGUGUUGCAGUUUUCUUGUCACAAUGGCAUGCACGUGAGUUCUUGAUG
This is a messenger RNA of Cylicostephanus goldi, 488 nucleotides long. NCBI's taxonomy places the organism in Eukaryota, Metazoa, Nematoda, Chromadorea, Rhabditida, Strongylidae. The record is from the annotation of a GenBank genome assembly.